AUGGGCGUAUUCAUUUCUUACGCCAGGGGCCCCGGGGGCCCCUUCCGCCGCUUCGGCGACGACUACGGCCGCCACCGCGGGGGUGACUUCCGCCGCAGAGACCGCGAGUGGUGGCCCCCCGCGGGCCGCCGCAGCCGCAGCCGCGACCGCCCCCGCCGCGACGCCCGCUCCCCCUCCCCCGGCCGCCGGGAGCGGGGGGGCCCCGGGGGUGCCCCCGGGGGCCCCGGCGGCGCCGCGGCUGCGGGGGCCUCCGGCGAGGGCGCCGCCGCGGGCAGCGGCGCCACCCGGCUGGGGCCCCGCGAGGAGCUGCUGCGCCGACAGCGGGAGGAAGAGCUGCGCCGCAAGGAGGUGGAGGAGGCGCGGCGCGACGAUCUCACGGUGCUGGUGCUGAACUUGUCGCUAAAAGCCGAUGAAAGGCACAUUUACGAAUUCUUUUCCGCAAAUGCCGGCAAAAUCCGCGAUAUUCAACAAAUCCGAGACCAGCGCUCGGGCGUUUCCAAGGGGGUCGCCUACGUCGAGUUCUACACCCAGGAAGCCGUCAUCAAAGCCAUGGCGCUCAACGGCAUUUCCUUCAAAGGACAGCCCCUCAGAGUCCAGGCCUCAAUGGCCGAAAAGAACAGAGCCGCCAGAGCCGCCAAGUGCCCAGUCACGCCCGCGCCCGACGCGGCCUCGCUGCAGAUUCCCAUGCGGGUGUACGUCGGCGGGCUGGUGGGGAACCUCGCGAGUUUGACCAAAGACGAUCUGCACGCGCUCUUUUCUCCCUUCGGCGCUAUUCAAGAAAUCCUCAUUCCCACGGACCUGAACACGGGGGAAGGCGUCGGCUUCGCCUUCAUCAUGUUCUCCGCCACCGGCGACGCCCACGAUGCCAUGCAGCAAAUGCACAAGUUCAAACUCGACGGACAGGAACUCAGGGUAGGAUACGCAGCAGACGGCGUGCGGCUUUCAGGCUCUCUCCCGGAGGGCUCGCCCACCACGCCUCCAGGAGGGAUUGCAGUGCCCCAGGGAAUGCCGGGGAUGCUGGGGGGCCCAGGGAUCCCCCCUCAUGUUGUUGCAGCAACACAAGUUUCGUACGAAGCCCAGCUAGCGAAGCAGCUAGCUGAAAAGGCGGCCAGCCUCAUGCGGCAGCAGCAGCCACAGGCAGCGCAGGACGGCGCGAAUCAGGCGCAGGACGGCGACGAUGAAGGAGGCCUCGAUGAUGAUGACAUCGGAUACAUUCACGACCCGUCCCGCAAACAAGCACUUAUGCAAAAACUGAUGGACAGAUCCACUGCGGCGCUCGCCUCCACCGGUGGCGCGCGCACCUCUGCCUCCACCGCCAGCGACUCCCAGCAGCAGUCGCAGCAGCAGCAGCAUGUGCAGGCCUCUCCGUCUACAGACAAGCAACAGUUCUUGCGCAGUUCAAGCGGACCUCGAGUGGGGGGGUUGGCGCCGGGAGUGAUGACUUCGAAUCUUGUGCUAAGGGGGAUGUUCAACCCAAGUGCUGCGGAUGACGAAUAUUACUUCGAAGAUAUCCGGGAUGACGUGAGAGAGGAGUGCGGGAAGCACGGCUCGGUCGUGCAGGUUUCUCUCAGUGAGAAGGAUGAGGAGGGAAGGGUCUUUGUUAAAUUCACAGCUCCUUCAGUGGCUCUGGCGGCCCAGAACGCACUCAACGGCAGAUUCUUCGGGGGCCGCCAAAUACACGCGGAGUUCGCGACGGACGCCAUGAUCAAUGCCGUGUGCGGCAACAGCAGCACAAAUACUGGCAACAACAGCAGCGGCAGCUCCGCGUGA
Messenger RNA from Eimeria tenella, 1770 nucleotides. Its product is annotated as splicing factor protein, putative. Gene Ontology annotation, molecular function: RNA binding. Gene Ontology annotation, cellular component: nucleus. The transcript has 3 exons. Bases 1 to 1770 code for a protein of 589 amino acids. The record is from RefSeq and is a predicted model, not a curated record. Gene Ontology annotation, biological process: mRNA processing. Lineage: Eukaryota; Apicomplexa; Conoidasida; Eucoccidiorida; Eimeriidae.